GGGAAAUGGAAAUGGGGAGGGAUGGCCGGGAGGUAGAUGGGGGUGGAGGGGAGGGAGGAUAGAGACGGAGGAAUGGGAAGAGGGACGGGGAGAAGAGGGGAGGGGGCUGUCGGUGAGGGGGAUGCCCGGGGCGGCGCUCGGGGCCGCUGUACAAAUAGGGCGGCUGCGGGUGGCCCGGGCAGACAUGCGGGUCCCGCUCCGCUCCGUGCCCGCGCUGGCGCUCUGCGCCCUGGCCCUGCUCCGCCUGGGCUGCGCUCCGACCCGGGCACUCACCUGGGCACCGACCGGAGCACCCACCCGGGCACUCACCUGGGCACCGACCGCAGCAUCCACCCGGGCACUCACCUGGGCACCGGCCCGCACCCCGCCGCGCUGCCCGCCGCUGAUGCUGCAGCUGCUCCGCUCCCCUCCCGCCCCGCUCCGCGCCGCCGCCACCGCCGCUCUCAGCCUCUCCCCACAUGGCUCCCUGCAGAACGGCUCCCACUGGGCGCUCUCCUUCGACAUGUCCUCGCUCUCCAGCAGCCAGGAGGUGAACCUGGCUCAGCUCCGUGUCCACCUGCCCGGCCUCUCCCGUGCCCACAACGUCUCCCUGGACAUCUACCACAGCCAGCGGCGCAGGUGCCAGGCAGAGGAGACCUGUCCCCACCAGCUCUUCCUGGGCACCGUGGCUGUCAGCCCCUCUGCCGCCCGCACCUCCUGGAAAGUCCUUGAAGUCACCAACCUGCUGCGCUCCUGGCUCCACCAAGCCGCGGUGGCUGGUCCCGCGGGAAGGGGGCAGUGGGAGGUGAGCAGGUCAGCUGCCCCGGCCACCACUGCCCCGGGGGACACCGGCCACGGGGGCCCAGCCCUGCCCCAGGACGUGGCAGACAGAGUCCUGCUGCUCGUCUUCUCCAAGGACAGGUCUCCGGGAGACCACAGCCUCAUCAGGACAGCGGAGACCUCCAAGUACAUCAUGCGUGAGAGCGGCGCUCAGGGCGCGGGGGCGCGGCGGCACCGCAGGAACAGGACGGAGAAGCGAAGGAUCAAAGGCAGCGACGCUGCCGCGGCCGCCCCGCGGGGGCAGGGCAGGGCCCUGUGCAGGCGGGUGGACAUGAUGGUGGAUUUCGAGCAGACGGGCUGGGGCAGCUGGAUCGUUUACCCCAAGAAGUACAACGCCUACCGCUGCGAAGGGCUGUGCCCCUCGCCCGUGGACGAGACCUUCAAGCCCACCAACCACGCCUACAUACAGAGUUUGCUGCAGCUCUACAAGCCCAACCUGGUGCCGUGUCCCGCCUGCUCCCCGGUGAAGAUGAGCCCCCUCUCCAUGCUCUACUACGAGAAGGGCGAGAUCGUCGUCCGCCACCACGAGGACAUGAUCAUCGAGGAGUGUGGCUGCAACUGAGGCCGCCCUGUGCCCUGCCAGGAAGGAGCACAUCUCUGCCCAAACGUGCCCCGAGGAGCAGCCCACGAGCACUGCACAGACCAGGGCAUCUCCAGGGCCCCGCACCUAUGGGCUGGCACAGCCCUGGCUGGAGCUGGGGAGGAGCAGGGGCCCGGCAGUUCUGCAGCACUGCACGGCCACAGAGCCUGGCUGGAUCCAGGCUCCACCAGGGGCAGCUCUGGAGUGGUGGGUGCCCCAUGCUGUGUUCACCAAGGAGCUGCUGGCUGCUGUGCCUGGGACAGAGGCAGGAGCUGAGGUGCAGGACUGGGGCACAGCAGCGUCGCUCCCUGCCAUGGCACGGCUCAGGCAAUGCUGCUUUUCCCAGCCAGGGGAAUCACCAGGAGCCACAGGUUCCCAGGACCCUGCAGCUCCAGUAUCUGGCCAUGCUGAGCAUCCACACCACUGGGAUUUUCAAUCUCCUCUGGUGGUUUAGGCAUUUCUUCUAAGGAUUCUAUUAUAUUUCUAUUAAAAUUAUCAGAUUUCUAUUACAACUCAGACAAGUGAAUGUAUUACCUGAUGUCCAGUGCCUCAGCUGGCAGAUCCAGGGCAGCUGCUACAAACAAGUAACCACAGCUCUGCUCAA
Prinia subflava (tawny-flanked prinia) is the source of this 2003-nucleotide messenger RNA. RefSeq names its product nodal growth differentiation factor (gene NODAL). Gene Ontology annotation, molecular function: growth factor activity; cytokine activity. The record is from RefSeq and is a predicted model, not a curated record. Bases 122 to 1381 code for a protein of 419 amino acids. NCBI's taxonomy places the organism in Eukaryota, Metazoa, Chordata, Aves, Passeriformes, Cisticolidae. The transcript has 3 exons. Gene Ontology annotation, cellular component: extracellular region.